Molecule: messenger RNA, 1465 nt
Organism: Acomys russatus (golden spiny mouse)
Lineage: Eukaryota; Metazoa; Chordata; Mammalia; Rodentia; Muridae
Gene: Ccr2
Product: C-C motif chemokine receptor 2
Exons: 2
Coding region: 184-1305 (373 amino acids)
Biological process (GO): immune response; chemotaxis; inflammatory response
Cellular component (GO): membrane; cytoplasm
Molecular function (GO): chemokine (C-C motif) ligand 5 binding; C-C chemokine receptor activity
Source: RefSeq, a predicted model, not a curated record
AUAUUUUUUUUUUCUUCAAAUCUUUACCAUCACUUGGCCUUCUAUCUCCGCCUUCUCUUUCUGCAGGAAACUUUAUUUCCUACUUCUGCACACCAAGUUUGUACCUCCAGAUCUGAGGUUCUGUUGCUGAGAAGCCUGAGAUACCAGUGCCACCAAAAAGAAGCCAUUCCUGACUCCAGGGAAAUGGAAGACAGUACUAUGUUAUCUCAGAUCAUCCAUAACACACUAUCAACAUCUCAUUCUCUAUUUACAAGAAGUAUCGAAGAGCUCGAUGAAGAGGCCACCACACCUUACGACUACGAUGAUGGUGAGCCUUGUCACAAGCCCAGCGUGAAGCAAUUUGGAGCCCGGAUCCUGCCGCCACUCUACUCACUGGUAUUCAUCUUUGGUUUUGUGGGCAAUAUGUUGGUCAUUCUCAUCCUCAUAAGCUGCAAAAAGCUGAGGAGCAUGACUGAUAUCUACCUGUUCAACCUAGCCGUCUCUGACCUGCUCUUCCUGCUCACCCUCCCAAUCUGGGCUCACUAUGCUGCAAACGAGUGGGUCUUUGGGAAUAUAAUGUGUAAACUCUUCACAGGGCUCUAUCACAUUGGUUAUUUUGGUGGAAUAUUCUUCAUCAUCCUCCUGACGAUUGAUAGGUACUUGGCUAUUGUCCAUGCUGUGUUUGCUUUAAAGGCCAGGACAGUCACCUUUGGGGUGAUGACAAGUGGAGUCACGUGGGUGGUAGCUGUGUUUGCAUCUCUCCCAGGAAUCAUAUUUACUAAAUUCAAAAGAGAAGAUUCUUAUAAUAACUGUGGUCCUUAUUUUCCACUAAUAUGGAAGAAUUUCCAUACAAUAAUGAGGAAUAUCUUGAGCCUGAUCCUGCCCCUGCUUGUCAUGGUCAUCUGCUACUCAGGAAUCCUCCACACGCUGUUUCGUUGUAGGAACGAGAAGAAGAGGCACAGAGCUGUGAGGCUCAUCUUCGCCAUCAUGAUCGUCUACUUUCUCUUCUGGGCUCCGUACAACAUUGUUCUCCUCCUGACAACCUUCCAGGAGUUCUUUGGACUGAGUAACUGUACGACUGGCAAGCACUUAGACCAGGCCAUGCAGGUGACAGAGACUCUUGGGAUGACACACUGCUGCAUUAAUCCUGUUAUUUAUGCCUUUGUUGGGGAGAAGUUCCGAAGGUAUCUCUCCAUAUUCUUCAGAAAGCACAUUGCCAAACGUCUGUGCAAACAAUGCCCAGUUUUCUAUAGGGAGACAGCAGAUAGAGUGAGCUCAACAUUCACCCCUUCCACUGGGGAGCAAGAAGUCUCAGUCGGGUUGUAAAGCAAGCAGGAGUUUGCUUUAUUUUUUUUUUUUAAAGCAGGGGAGGAAGGAGCAGUUUGUAUAUAGGAAUAAAUCUCAAAGACAGUGAUUCUCGCCUUUUGGUCAUGAAGCCUUUGGGUCGUCAAGUGCACCUCUCACAAGGGUUACCUAAGAACAUCAG